Molecule: messenger RNA, 1761 nt
Organism: Triticum turgidum subsp. durum (durum wheat)
Lineage: Eukaryota; Viridiplantae; Streptophyta; Magnoliopsida; Poales; Poaceae
Source: the annotation of a GenBank genome assembly
AUGGCGGGCGAUCCGACCGGCGGCGGCGGCGGCUCCGCGACGGGGAAGGGUCCCCGCUCGUCGACGCGGCACCAGCAGUUCCGCGACCGCGCUAAGACCCGCGUGGACGACCUCCAGGAGAUCUUCUCCGGCCUCCAGUCCGCCCGCAAGGAGAGCCGCUCCGCCGACGCCGCCGUCCUCGAGGAGCAGGUCCACCAGAUGCUCCGCGAGUGGCGGGCCGAGCUCAGCGUCGCCUCCCCCGCCUCCUCCCUCCAGAACUCGCUGGGGAACAACCAGGGCGCCGCGGAUCCGCCGUCGGAGACGCUGCGGCUGCUGCAGCUGGCGAUUGAGGAGGAGGACGACGCCACCAGCAAGCUGGCGCAGCCGAUGCAGCCCUCCCGGCAGGACGAUCAUCAGAGUCUCAACCCCGGACUGCAAGUACACGGAGGGACUGUGGAUGGCGGUGCCAAUGCGUCACAGCAGUCACUGGGUCAUGGAAUGCAGGGAGAUUGUGGGGGAGAAGUAGCUGAUGUUGCUAAUGCAUUGUUCAGUGAUCAGAUGUACUAUAUAGACCAUGAACUUAGUAUUGAUGAUUUUCUUCACGGGUCAAACCCAGAUGGCCUCAAUAACCAGCCGGAACAUCAGCAGUUCAAUUUGCCACUAGAUCUGCAACAUUCUAAUAGUUCAUAUGCUGAUGCAAAUAACUCUGUGCAAAGUACUGGAGAUGUUUUUUUCCACAUGUCAGACUUGCUCACAACAGUCAGCCCAUCACCUUCUCAAUAUUUGGGGCCAAAAUGUGCGCUCUGGGAUUGUGGUCGACCUGUGCGAGGAUCAGAAGAGUGUCAAGACUACUGCAACCCAUAUCAUGCUGGCUUAGCUUUGAAUGAUGAUGGUCUUCUGGGGACAAUGGGAACAAGACCUGUGAUGCGGCCAAGGGGUAUUGAUUUGAAAGAUGGGCCCCUGUUUGAUGCUCUUUGUGCAAAAGUCCAAGGAAAAAAUGUUGGUAUUCCUGUCUGUGUAGGGGCUGCAACAUCAAAAUCACCUUGGAAUGCACAUGAACUUUUUGAUCUUUCUCUUCUUGAGGGUGAAUCUCUUAGGGAAUGGUUAUUCUUUGACAGACCAAGGAGGGCAUUUGAGAGCGGCAACCGCAAGCAAAGGUCGUUGCCAGAUUACAACGGCCGUGGAUGGCAUGAAUCAAGGAAGCAAGUGAUGAAGGACUUUGGGGGCCUGAAGAAAUCCUAUUACAUGGACCCACAACCAUCCAGCAACUAUGAGUGGCACCUUUUUGAAUAUGAGAUAAAUGAUUCUAACACUCUAGCCUUGUACCGGCUUGAGUUCAAGGCUUCUGAUCCUAAAAGGAGUGUUAAAUCAAAACUGGGCAGCAGUUCACUCAACGAAAUCCAGCAGCAAAUGGUCAAGCUUAGUGCAAACAGUCCGGUGGACAACAAGCGGGGCGCUAGGAGCAAGACAAAGGCUACUCAAAAGGACACCAAUGCGAAUACAUAUCCAGCUCUCAAGACCACCAAUCAAGCGGGUGCUUCAAAUGCUUAUGAAGCAGUGCCCCUCAACAUCAUCCCCAAUCAGGCCAGUGCCUCCAAUGCUUACCAAGCAGUGGCUCCCAGCAUCCCCAAUCAGGACAGUACCUCGAACGCCUAUGAAGAUGCAUCACAAGUGGACCCGAUGUCAUAUCUGAAUGAAAACGUCGUCUAUGGACCUCAUCUCCCAUAUGGUUACCCUGACGGAAAAGGCGAUUUCUACUGGAACCCCAGUGGCGGCACCUGA